GCCGGCAUGGCGGGGAGUUCAGACGGGAGUGGAGUGGACAUCGCUGAUGUGGAUGGGAGACAGCAGGGAUGGUCUUAUAACGGGGUGCCAGGAAAAAGAUUAGGAAACGAGUUUGUGGGAAGGAGGAUGGAGAAUCCAACUCCGGUGGGGAGAGAAGUGAUCCAGAGAUCCAGUUCUGGAACUAUUCCACUUUCACACAACUCACUAUGUUGGAAGAAACCUGAAAGAAACCAGAAACCUGUGUCAACAACUUCAUCUCCAUCCCACCAGCGUCAGUAGGAUCAGUCCAACAUGUCCUCACCUACAAUGAAUAUUAUUUAGUUGUGUCAACAUCAACUCUGGAAUGGAGGAUUAUCGGCUGGCAGUGAUCUGUCUCCUGACUCUCCUCUCUGUCUGCAGUGCGCAGUAUGAUGUCCAGGUGGUUGGCCAAUCAGAACCAGUUGUUGCCAUCGUAGGUGAUGAUGUCAUCCUCCCUUGUUCUCUGAGAACCACCAUCAGAACCGUCGGCGCUGUUGAUGAAUCAGUGGAGUGGCAGAGACCUGACCUCCAUCCUAAAGAGGUGCAUUUCUACCGUAGCCGUGAGGACUACAAUGAUGACCAGAAUAACAACUACAGAGGAAGGACGUCACUGUUUUACGAAGAAAUGAAGAACGGGAACAUCUCCUUAAAACUGACCGGAGUGAAACUCUCUGAUGCUGGAAACUACACCUGCUUUGUUCCAACACUAAAGAGCCUAGAUCAGAAAGACUCUGUUCAACUCGUUGUUGCAUCUAAACCACAGGUCACUAUUGUGGGUGUUGAAGACUUGGGAGUGGUCCUGAAGUGUGAGGCUGGAGGGUUGAUGUACAGACCUGAGAUGACCUGGCUGGACAGUGAUGGAAACAUCCUCCCUGAUGGACCUACAGAGACAGAGACAGACUCAGAGGGUCACUACACUGUGAGAAGACAUGUGACCAUCCAGAAGACUGACAACAACACAUUCACCUGUAGAGUUCAACAGCAGAAGAUCAACCGCAAGAUGGAGACAGAGAUUCAUGUCCCAGAUCGAAUGUUUCCUGAGCCAUGCCAGUCCUGGUGGAGGGCCUGGGGGUUUGGGGGUCUGACCUGGGGUCUGUUUGUAUUGAUUGUUGUAGUUGUAGUUCUCUACAUCCUGAAUAGAAAAGCUCUACUGCACUGGAGAAGAGGAGAAUUAAACGAGGAUCCACAGAUAAACAGGACAUCUCUGCAGAAUGAGAUUCCCCUGUUGAAUGGGAAUUCGAAUGGGAAUGGGAAUGCACUGUCCAAUGGGAAUCGGCAAAACGGAUUCUUGCCCCGUGAUGUUGAGGCUGGUGUCUAGGACAUUGAUGCCAGCAGCUUUUUCUGCUGGACCUGGAAUUCUCUAGUUGGACAUUGAUGCCUGGACCUGACUGAGGGAAUUGAGCAGGGGUGCUGAUAAUGUUGAUCAUGUGGUGGAAUUGAAUGGAGAACAGUUAAUGACUGGAGACACGUCAACCAUAAUGAUGCACAUCAACCUCGACUACGGACAGAAGACAAAUGCUCAACGGCUGAAAUGACCGGCAUUUUGUUAAACGGACUACCUGAAUCUCAGCGGGAGGUUGAGGAAGUCUCUGAAUGGGGAGGCUCCAGAGGACAAUGCUUUACACCAGGCCUUGCUGGAGAAUGAUGUCAACAUCCACCUGGAAUUAACAUCUGGGCCAGUUUCUACGUCCCAUUUGUAUCGCUUUAUAAAGGUUCAUCUUGAACCAGCGUGCCACAAACGUAAUGCCAAACAUACUAUGAGGUCAAUCUGGUAAGAGCACAGAUGUCACCAGACUCACUCAGGUAUUAUGUACAGACUGUGUGGAUACUAAGUAGCAUUAUGUACGGACUGUGUGGAUAUUAAGUAGCAUUAUUAACAUAUUCCAUAGUAAUUAAACAAUGUCCAUUAUAACAUGUUGGUCAAAUGUAAAAGUAGCACCCUCGCUGUUUCUGGACAUUUUGAGCCUGUAAUUGGACCCACACAUGCUGAUAAUGAACAAAUUAAAAGGACAGUUUUAUUGGAUUAAUCUGCACAACAGAUUUCAGAGGUGCUAACAUAAUUGCAAAUGGGUCUUCUAAUGAUCAAUUAGACUUUUAAAAUGAUAAACUUGGAUUAGCAAACUGUCGUGGAAAUCGCUAAUGGGAAAGGCACAGACUAUAGAUCCCGCCCCUUAAAUCAGAUGCAGAGUGUAAAAGGCAAUGGAAAAAUAUCAGAGACAGAUUUAUUAAAAUACAAGACAAAAACCAAGUGGCUCUGUGAGUGUGUGUGUGGUGUCGCAGUGAGUG
This is a messenger RNA of Esox lucius (northern pike), 2304 nucleotides long. Its product is annotated as butyrophilin subfamily 1 member A1-like. The record is from RefSeq and is a predicted model, not a curated record. The transcript has 6 exons. The coding region runs from base 344 to 1336 and encodes 330 amino acids. NCBI's taxonomy places the organism in Eukaryota, Metazoa, Chordata, Actinopteri, Esociformes, Esocidae.